UGUUCUCUCGAACAAAUUAUGGCGUUGUCUCUUAUCAGGAGUAAGGGGCUACGAUACAUAAAGACGCAGUUACUGUUUUUUAAAACUUAUUCAACAAUGAAGAAAGGUUUGGUGCUUGGGGUAUAUGAGGCAGAUGAUGAAAGCUUUACUUUAACUCCUGCAGCAGCUAAGUACAAUGAACGAGUUCAAGGGAAACUACUAAAACAUAUUUGCUUGAAAGACUAGACUGAGCGAUGAUGCAAGAGUAAUGUCGUCUAAUGGGGAUGGUAAUUUAGGAAGUGAUAGUGGGGCAGGAAGCAGUAGAGGUAUAGGGGAAUCUAGUAGAAAUGUGAAGCGUCACCUUCAUUCCAGCAAUAUUUUACUUGGAAUUGGCAGUUCGCUCGAAGACAGAAAUAAUGAUUAUCAAUGCCCGAUCUGUUUUGAAUUAAUCGAUGAAGCACAUAUCACUCGUUGUGGUCACACUUUUUGUUAUCAUUGCAUCGUGAAGUCUUUAGAAGCUAAUAGUAGAUGUCCAAAAUGUAGUCUCGCUUUAAGCCAGCAGGAUAUAUUUCCUAAUUUCUUGUUAAAUGAAUUAGUAACAAAAUAUAAAACGAGAAUCAAGGGCCUUUCUAAAUUAGGCUCUUCAAACGUAGGAGAUAGUAAAAAUAGGGUAGGAACAGAAUUAUCUGUACUUUCACGUGACGGUUUAAGAGAUAUAGUUGCUGUAGAAAGCGCUCAUCUAACUCUGCCUGAUGUUAAUGUAAUGUUGGAAGUGUUAACACAAAGAAAGCACUUACUUGAAGCUGAAACAUGCGCUAUACAAAAUAAACUUUUACACGAAUUUUUAAAACAUUUGUUACAACAAAAAGAAGAGCAGAAAAAUCAGUUACAAAAGGAGAUGGCUUUAAUUAAACGUGAUAUGGAAGAAGUUGAAAAUAUUCUAAAAGACGUUCAAAAUAAAUGUCCACGUGUAGAAGAUUUAAAAAAAUCAAGUGAAAAUGAUACGGCACAAGUAUCUGCUAUCAGACGAGAAAUGAUCGGUCUUAUAGAUAUAAUUGAUUCUAAUAUGGUAAAACCUAACGAUAGAACGAUAGGAAAUGAAUCAUUUACAAACCCGUCUGGUAGUCAAAAACAAAUUGAAUAUGGAAGUAGUUCAACCUUGGCUAUUCGUAGAAAAAGAAUGCAUGGUCAUUUUGAUGAUUUUGUGCAAUGUUACUUUCAUUUACGUGCUAAGGAACUAUUACUUGGAUAUAAACCUCAAAGUCAAACAGAUGCAAGUCAUAGUACAAGUUCUGGCCUUGAUAUCUUUCGAGAAAAUCUGGUUAAAUUUUCCAGAUAUAAUACGUUACGACCAUUAGCUACAUUAAAUUAUUCUUCUGAUAUCUUUAACAAUUCUACAAUUGUUUCGAGCAUAGAAUUUGAUAAGGAUAAUGAAUUCUUUGCAAUAGCUGGUGUCACUAAACGUAUCAAAGUAUUCGAUUAUGGUGCUGUGAUACAUGAUACAGUUGAUAUUCAUUAUCCUAGUAUAGAAAUGGUCUCCAGUUCUAAAAUAUCGUGUGUUUCAUGGAAUUCUUUCCACAAAGGAAUGUUAGCCUCGUCAGAUUAUGAAGGAACUGUAACAGUGUGGGAUGCUGCAACAGGUCAUAGAAUUAAAACCUUCCAAGAGCAUGAAAAGAGAUGUUGGUCUGUAGAUUUUAAUGAUGUUGACACUAGACUUAUAGCAUCUGGAUCGGAUGAUGCAAGAGUUAAAUUAUGGUCCUUGAAUACAGAUCAUUCUGUUGCAUCUUUAGAAGCAAAAGCUAAUGUUUGUUGUGUAAAAUUUAAUCCAUGUAGUUCGUGUCACUUGGCAUUUGGAUCUGCUGAUCAUUGUGUUCAUUAUUAUGAUUUACGUAAUAUGAAAGAAGCCUUGCGUAUUUUCAAAGGACAUCGUAAAGCUGUAUCUUAUGUUAAAUUUAUUAAUAAGGAAGAGAUUGUAUCGGCAAGUACUGAUUCACAACUAAAGAUGUGGAAUAUUAAUAAUCCUCAUUGCCUAAGAUCUUUUAUUGGACAUGUUAAUGAAAAAAAUUUUGUAGGGCUGGCCACGGAUGGUGACUAUGUAGCCUGUGGUUCAGAAAAUAAUGCACUUUAUGUGUAUUACAAAGGACUAACAAAACAAUUAUUCUCAUAUAAGUUUGAUGCUGUGCGUAGUAUAUUAGAAAUUCAAGAUCGAAAAGAGGAAGAUUUAAACGAAUUUGUCUCAGCAGUGUGUUGGAGACAAAUGUCCAAUGUUAUAGUAGCUGCAAAUUCUCAAGGAAUUAUCAAAAUAUUAGAAUUUGUUUGAUUUUAAUUAGUAAAGCAAUGCAUAAGUUAUACAGUAAGAUUAAAUAAAAAUAUUUAGGAUUUGUGCUGGUGUAUUUUUCGAUAUGACCUAAUUUAUGUUCACAUUUAAACAACGAGGCAGAAAAAUUAUUCUAAAUAUUCUAACUUAAUACAGGCUGAAAUAAAGUUUCCUAUUAUAAAGAUUUUCAUUAAUGAAGUCUACCUAGUUCAGAUGGGUAUGUCUUGAAUAUAUUGACAGCACAAAUAUUUCUUUCUAUUUUAUGACCGAAUUGAAAAUUUAAAUAUAUAUAUAUAUACAUAGGUAACGUUACUUACAAUAUUUACAUCUGAAUAUAAUAUCCUUAGAUAUAAUUGAAAAUAUAGACUGAAUGUUAAUCAUAAACGGUUGCUAGGAAUGUGGUAAUAAUUUUUUGUAGUAUAUAUAUAUAUUAAGUUAUAACUUUUAAAUAUCUUUCUUAUAAUGUUAUGUUAAAUUGGUAAUGCAAUUAACACAUAUUUCUUACACAUUGAAUUUAAAAGAAUCUUUUUUUCUUGGCAAUUGUUAUGUACAAUCAACAUUGAUUUAAGUAUUUUUGUACCUCUAACUAAAGUAUUAUAAAUUUUCUGUGACCGAGAAUGAUGAUUACAAAUAUAACUUACAUAAUUACAAAUAUUACUUAUAAUGCCCAUGUGAAAACCAUGUUGCCAUGUAUACAGAGUGAGUACCUAGAAAAUUAAGUUUAUCAAAUAAUUCUAUUUAAAAUCUUAAUGUGCAGUUCAUAAAAAAAAAAAUAAUUGAUGCAUUUGAUGUCAAUAUACAAUAUGCAUAGUGCAUAAAUAUAUAUACUAUUAAUAUUCAUUAUCUUAUAUACUGGAGUAGCCUAAUUUAAUUAUUAAACUAAAUAACUAGAAUAUAUGAAUUUUUAUGAGCAAACAGAUAUAAAAAGAUACAAGUAUAAUUUGUGCCAAAUCUUAUCAUAAGACAAAAGAGAAAAUAAUUUGCACAAAUUUCUUCAAGUACAUUUUAUAUUUAACAAAGAAAAUUUUGAGUAUAUUUUAAUAAAAAUAAUUAAGCUAUAUUUAGUUAAUACUUAAAUCUAGAUUACUAUAUAUUUUGUUUUAAGUAAAUCAUUUAUUUUGCAAAAAAUCAUGUAUUAGGACAAUUGUUAGCAUCUUUCCAUGGAUUCACUUUUAAAAUAUUAUGAAUGAAGUCUCUUGAUACACACACACACACACACACACACACAGAGAGUCAUUAUAUGCAUUACUAAGUGUAUAUAAACAAUAUGAACUAUUUACUGAGAAAUGUAUAAUCCUAUAUUAAAUCAUAUUGUGUAUCAUUAAAAGCAGAUUCUUAAAUAAGUCUAAAAUGAAGGUGGUAUACAAAAAGAAUAUGCAACCAAUUGUGAUGUCUAGUUUCAAUGUUUUUAUUAUAAUGCAAAUUCUAAUACUUCUUUGUAGAUGAAACUACAUUGUUGUAAAUCAAUACAAAUAGAUAUAGUUGAAUCUUGAAAGCAUAAUUAUAAAUGUGGUUACGUGUAGAAUAAUUAUUAAAAAAACUUAUAUUAUAAGACACAUAAUGUAAAAAAUAGUAUAUUUUUAGAUUGUAUUUUAAAAUUGCAAAUAAUAUAGCACAUGACUCGUGUCACAGAUGCCUAGAUUUUAUUGUAAUUAAUAAAGAUAUAAAUUUGUGU
Messenger RNA from Polistes canadensis, 3971 nucleotides. RefSeq names its product E3 ubiquitin-protein ligase RFWD2. Lineage: Eukaryota; Metazoa; Arthropoda; Insecta; Hymenoptera; Vespidae. The transcript has 3 exons. Gene Ontology annotation, cellular component: cytoplasm. Gene Ontology annotation, biological process: proteasome-mediated ubiquitin-dependent protein catabolic process. Bases 248 to 2299 code for a protein of 683 amino acids. Gene Ontology annotation, molecular function: metalloaminopeptidase activity; manganese ion binding; protein binding. The record is from RefSeq and is a predicted model, not a curated record.